ACUAUAAUGUAUGGUACCACUAAUAGUUUCCAGUAUUACCAGUGAAAUAUGACUGUAUCACUAGCCAAAUCUAUUAAGACUGGUAUAAAGUCAACUGGUUCCACGCGGGGAUCUUUAGUAACGGCUUUACGCCAACAUUCCUCUCAUCAUGAGGCUGAAUCCUCAACACAAGCCAAUCACACCAUCUCCAAUAAACAACUAUUAUAUACAACCGAUUCAUUAACUCCUGGUUCAAUCUUCUUUUUACCACAUGGAACUAGAAUAUUCAAUAAACUAGUACAGUUUAUGAAGAAUCAACAAACAAAAUAUGGAUUUCAAGAAGUCAUAACUCCAUUAAUCUAUAAGACUAAACUAUGGGAACAAUCAGGUCAUUGGCAGAAUUAUAAGGAUGAUAUGUUUAAAGUGAUAGGAAAUGAUUCUAGUAAAGAAGAGCAUGUAGAUAUUAGUGAAGAAGAAGAAGGAUUACAUGAUUAUGGAUUGAAACCUAUGAAUUGUCCUGGUCAUUGCUUAAUUUUCAGUAAAUUCGAUAGAUCUUAUAAUGAGUUACCAGUACGAUACUCUGAUUUUUCAUCACUACACAGAAAUGAAGCUAGUGGAGCACUUUCUGGACUUACAAGAGUUAGAAGAUUUCAUCAAGAUGAUGGUCAUAUCUUUUGUGAAUUGAAUCAGAUUGAUCAAGAAAUUAAAAACACCAUAAACUUAAUUAAAGAAACUUAUGGAGUGUUUGGUAUGAAGGAUACUGAUAUAGAGUUCUAUCUUUCUACCCGUCCGGAGGAUAAAUACUUGGGUGAUCUUGAGACAUGGAAUAAUGCCGAAUCACAGUUGAAAAGUGUCUUAAACAGUGUAGUUGGAGAAACAGGAUGGAGUAUUAGAGAAGGUGAUGGAGCCUUUUAUGGUCCUAAAAUCGAUGUAUUAUUGACUGAUGCAUUCAAGAAAAAACAUCAAGUAGGAACUAUUCAAUUGGAUUUCCAACUUCCUCAAAGAUUUGACUUGAAAUAUGUCGCUCACGAUGGUAGUCGAAACAAUCAACCCAUUUUAGUACAUAGAGCUGUAUUUGGAUCAUUAGAAAGAUUCUUUGCUAUACUUCUUGACCAUUAUCAAGGGAAAUGGCCCUUCUGGAUUAAUCCUAGACAAGCCGUGAUUAUUCCUGUUAAUGAUUCCCAUAUUGUUCAUGCAGAAGAAUUACAUAAGAAACUUUCAGGUGAUAUUUUAGGAGCUGGAACUAGUAUAUCUCCUAUUACUGGAUAUAACUUUUACAUUGAUGUUGAUUCUAGAAAGGAAACAGUUGGUUCCAGAAUCAAAGAUGCCAUUCAAAAGAGUUAUUCAUACAUUAUUAUGAUUGGUGAUAAAGAUAUUGAAAAGGGUACUGUUGCUAUCAGACAUCGAGAUGAUAGAAAAGUUAAUAACAUGACCCCACAAGAGGUAUAUGACAUGUUUAUAGAAUUAGAAAAGAAUUACAGAUAAUCAAGUAAUUUACAGAUAAUUUACAGAUAAUUGUACAU
Messenger RNA from Scheffersomyces amazonensis, 1502 nucleotides. It is a transcript of the gene MST1, whose product is annotated as threonine--tRNA ligase. The record is from RefSeq and is a predicted model, not a curated record. Gene Ontology annotation, biological process: mitochondrial threonyl-tRNA aminoacylation. Gene Ontology annotation, molecular function: ATP binding; threonine-tRNA ligase activity. Bases 49 to 1464 code for a protein of 471 amino acids. The transcript has a single exon. Gene Ontology annotation, cellular component: cytoplasm. NCBI's taxonomy places the organism in Eukaryota, Fungi, Ascomycota, Pichiomycetes, Serinales, Debaryomycetaceae.